AGUUGAUCGUGAGAGUGUGCAGGUUAUCAGAAUGGGAGGCAGGGGCAGAGCCAGUGGGAGUAGUUAUACUCCUGUCACUCCAAAUAACAGAGAAGCGACUGUCAUUUAUAAAAUCGGUAUCUAUGGUUGGAGAAAACGAUGCCUUUAUUUACUGGUGCUUCUUUUAAUGGUUACGAUAAUUGUCAACUUAGCGCUCACAAUAUGGAUACUCAAAGUUAUGGAUUUUUCAAUAGAUGGUAUGGGUAAACUCAGAAUAACCGAUAAAGGACUGCGUCUGGAGGGGGAGAGUGAAUUUCUGAGGCCACUAUCGGCUGCGGAGAUUAUUUCCAGAAAAGACCAACCUUUAACUCUAGAAUCAGCGCGUAAUGUUACACUUAAUGCACGUAAUGGAGAUGGUGACGUUUUAGGUAGACUUGUUGUAGACUUCAAAAAAUAUAAUAUCUUUACAGGUGCUGAAGGUGCAGUAUUUGAAGGAGCAAUACAAACACCACAUAUCAGAGCAGAAGCAAGAGAAGAACUCAGAUUGGAAUCCACUACUAGAUCCUUAUACAUGCAGGCCCCUGAGGGUAUUGAAUUAGAUGCAGAAGGUGGUGAUUUCACAGCUACUUGCCGUACUGAUCUCAGGCUUCAGUCAAAACAAGGCUCUAUUGUAUUAGAUACAAAAAAUAUAGAAUUCAAAAGUUUACAGAAAUCCUCAGCCGGCUCCACAGGAGGAACAUAUUACCCUGACGUAUAUGAACUAUGUACAUGUUUAAGUGGCAAACUCUUCAUAGCUGAUGCAGAGUCUGGCUGUCGAGUAUCCGAAGAUAUAUGCAAUUAAACCAGAUAUUAGUGGAACUAAAUACGUCUCAUAUAACACUUGCAUGGUGUCACACUAACUAAGCCCUAUUAAAAAGUCCACCAUUGUGCACACUCUACAAAGCCAUACAAUAAACUGUGAUACUAGGUGACUGAUGUAGGUGGUAAGAACAGUGUCUGCACUACUGCAAUUUUCAGCCAU
Molecule: messenger RNA, 1000 nt
Organism: Saccoglossus kowalevskii
Lineage: Eukaryota; Metazoa; Hemichordata; Enteropneusta; Harrimaniidae
Product: delta-sarcoglycan-like
Cellular component (GO): sarcoglycan complex; membrane
Source: RefSeq, a predicted model, not a curated record